AUGUCAUUGAAAGAGCAGUUAAAAAGACUAUCUUCUCCGGCUUCCGCUGCCUUUGCUGUUGACGCUGUCAGGCGGAAGUCUCUCGUUUAUGAUAACCCCCAGUCAGUCGAUGCACAGACAUGUUACCGAGAUUGUUUGAAAGCUUUUAAUAGAUUGUGCGAUGUUGACCCAGAACUAAGGCGUCUUAGCGAGACGUUGUUUUCCUCCUCAUCUAUCAAACUUCGAAUGUGUAAUCUACAUCCCGCUCAUAAGGAAAGGAUCGACGAACAAAUAUCUUUAUUCAUGUUUUUGAUCAAUACGCAUGUGCGAUCUCCUGAUGCUAUUUGGACUUUUGAGUGGUUGGUAUACAAAUUUGAAAUACACUUGCAUUAUCUCGAUGAAUUUAUGAUGGUUCUUAUUCCACACUAUGAGACGGGUUUCUUCGCCAGUUGUAUACAACUUUUUGACUAUAAGAAUCUGUCUCCCAAUUGGCAAUGGCUGCAGCCCUUCGCUGAGUGCGGACUGCCUUUGAGUCGUCAGGAUUUUCUGAAAGCUUGCUGUAGUCAACCACAUCUUGUUCCCUUUAUUGGGAUGUGCAUGUGUACUUAUGCUAAAUAUGAGAGUCGUCUCCAUUUGAAUAGGAUUCAAACCUUUGCAAGCUUUUUCGUUUCUUCCGUGUCCGGAUUAUGUGACCUGGGUUUAUCGGAAAAGAAGAUUACGAAAAUAAUGAAUGCAUUGCAGGGCACAAUCAGGAAGGGUUUGCGCAGCAGUGAUGUGUCUUUUCGGUCCGCCGCCAGCAUGAUAAUCGUUCGUCUUGCUCUCUCCUUAAAGCUCAACCAUGAAUUGGUCCUAGACUGGAUUCGAUGCAUCCUCAAGCAUCACAAGGAUGGUGCCGAAUGGGAAAUUCUUCGAAUCAGCAAUCUUUUAAUGCGAACUCAGUGCAUUACCGCUUUGCCCGACGAUCUCUCAGUGCUGCAUGAAAAGCUGCUAGCUUUCCUAACGCCUCUUGAGCGUGCUUUACUCGAAAAAGAAGAAGGCAAAAAUUAUGAAAAUUUGGAUGAUAACGAGCUUGCGUCUAGUAGUUUAGAGCAAUCAAAGCGCGUCCAAAAGGCUACGUUGGUAAUGGACGUAAAUACCUGCAAUCAAAGUAAGCCUUGGACAUCGCUACCACCCAACAUGGCAGGGGCGGAAUCUCGACCUUUGCUAACAACUAGACGAGUACUCAGAAUGACAUUUGACGAGUUGUUCAGUGGUAAUCCAGAGUUGUAUAAGCUAUUUGAUACCGUGCGUAUGAAAAUUGGAAAUAGUGGAGUAUGUGCGAUAAAUCAUCCUGCUGGGAAGUGCUCUUGUCUGGAGGCGCCGAACAUAGAGACGGACGACUGUUGGCUGGCUGAUUUUCUCAUUGUUGCGGUACUGCAGUGCACCCAAUCAGCACCACUAAAGGAUGAAGCGGAAGACGAAGGUGUGACCGCCGCCCUUAAGUUACGUCAGUGUAAAGCCGCUCUUCAGACAGUCGCACGUGCAAUCGAUGCCGCACAGUCAAUUAAAUUGCCAUCUCGACAUUCCCCGAGAUCACACAAUUCAUACUCUCCAAGCUCAAAGCCUUUCCAAUUAUUGGGCGCGUUGGACAAAGCUUUUCCCUGUGUGUUGGCCACAUUGCUUCAUCCAAGUGGAGAUAUUCGCGUGGAAGCUUAUGGUCUACUUCAGCGUUUCGUCGCGGUGUUUGAGAAAUUGCCUCCUACUACAUGCUGUCCAAAUGUGGAUGGCUUCUUGUCAGACUUAAAGUCCGAUGAAGGCAUUAUUCCUGAAUCAUUGAAGCAGUUGCUUCAAGGUGACGCAUUGCCAGCACUGGUCCACAUCUCCUCUAGCCUCGUCCGAUCGGUUUUUCGGUUGUUCUGCAGACAACCUCUAAAGGACACACCAUUUUCUCAGAUGUGCUGGUAUUCUGCAACCCAACUUCUGGACAACAAACUGUUACAAUCGAUUUUUGAUAUAAUUGGUCCUCCUCCGUUGGAGAGAACUGAUGCAGACUCGCUGACUGGGUGGUCAGCUCUGCUUCAAGUAAUCCGAUGUCCCAAAUUCAUCAGAUUCAAGGUUGCGCACGAAACUUGUGUUGAUAAAUUUGAUUCUUUCACGUUGCAAAGUCUUUCCGCUUUGUCAACUCCUGCACUUGGAAGGAGUGAAUUAAUUGGAAUUUCCUUACAUGAGGCUGAAUUUCUUGGUGCUCUCAUAGAUCUUGCUGGUUCGCAAACAAUGUCACGAAAUGUGUCCAACUUAUUUUCGAGACUGCGCCUGAGUACUGACCAUUAUGUCUACUGCCUUGCAAGAUUGGAUCCAGUUCAUACUCGCAAUUCUCGUCAACCUCUAUUUUUGAGAGUAUCAAAUUCUAAGGUUCGAAAUGAUCAUAAUUACGGAAGAACUAUCAACGUAGAGGAACCGUCAACAUCCACAGAGUGGAGAAGAUUGCGUGCUCUUAAGGCCAUUUUGACGGCUCUAGCCAAAGAUAUUCACCGUCUGCAUGAGGCCUCCUCCACCAUCCUUCAAAAUGAGCAAGGUGGUAGUGAAUUGAGUACACCACUGUCCUCAGCUGUCUCUCGACUGAAAUGUAGAGCCAAGCGGUGCGUGUCGAUUCCUGAUAAGAGGAAUAUGAAUUUUCCGAGGAGAAGUCUCAAACAGAACGAUGCCGAAUUAGACGAGAAAAAUAAGGACUUGGUUUUUCCUCUUAACAGUCACUUACUUGCUUGUAUCGCGGCGGAAACACGUUUCCAACACGAAGCCGCUAUAAAAAGGCGCCUGGGCGAUCGAAAGCGUACUGUUUCCGCCAAUUCUAUCUUCCUUUCGGAAAGUAGCGAUGAAGACGAGGGCGUUCAGGACGUAGAUAUGAAGAUCACUCCCCCCAGCCAAGAUGAAUUUUACCCUGGGAAGAAGGAAAGUAGUACUGUUAAGGAAAGCCAUACUGUUGUCGAGGCUGACAGUAUGCAUGAGCAGACCUCAACUUGUGCCUUCGAGGUACUCGUGAUUCUAAACAAUCUCUUUGCUGAAGGAAACAAGUUGAGGAAAUGUGGGAAGCCUAGAACGGUACAGACAUAUCUUAUGCCCACCCCAUCCGUUACUGCAGCAAUGGACACAAUUUUCCGAUGUCUUUCUGUAUUCGAGGAAAUGCCUUCCAUUCAACGUCAAGUUAUGCUUUGUCUCAUAGAAAUGGCAUCUCUUUUUCCAGUAGUUCUGUGUAAGAACUUGGUGACCCUUGUUCAAUGGGCCGGUGGUUCUGCCAAUGGUCACCAUUCCAUGAUCUUGAGGUUAGAUGAUGUGCACAACCUCUCUCUCUUGGGACGUCUCACAUCCGUAGCCGUUCCAGCUCUUGUGCAAGCCUCUAAACAUCGAGUCGAUGCCGGGCUCCGCGUUCUCGACGUCUUUGUUCGCGGUCUGCCUGAUCUCCCUCCCCAUUUACCGCGGCGUUCGCUCGCUCUCUAUGUCGGGCUUCUCCGCGGUUUGGCACAAGUUGUAACUCCCACCCCCGUGUCAGUCAUCACGGAAGACGCAAAUGCUUUUAGCCCUGGUGUCGGCAGGCGAGUCACCAAGCGGGUCGCUCUGCAAGGUUGGUUGUGGACGGCCGCUGCUUUCUUCCUCAACACCAGCUGGCCUUCCCAUGAAACAGCUGGUCUUGUUCCUCCCCUUCUGAUCAACUUAUUCAAUCAAUUUGACCUUUCGGUACAAUUGUCAUCAUGGCAACAGUGCCUAAUGUUCUUCAUUGACUUACUCUGCAACUCUGAUGGCAUGGAAGAACAAAACGCAUCCUUUCCCACUGCUAAACGGCCACGGUCGGAAACUUUAACAGCCGCUUCCCCUGAUCGUCGAGCAUCAUCGUCCAUCAGCGAUUACGGGUUUCUGCUGAAGCACCUCUCUUGCUUGGACUCUUCUAGUGAAGUAACAACCACCCGCUCACCGCUCAGUCGUAAAAGAUCGCGGGUUGAAAAAAAUUGUCCGACUAGCGGUGUUCGUCUCUGGCCUUUGCUUUCAAAACUAAGCGCACUCUUAUCAGACCUCCUCGAUAGUGCCGGCCAUCACCUACGCCAAAAAGAGGCCAUUGAUCGUGGGUCUGAGACAGUGGUUCAAGAAGCCUUCGGUAGCGUUGUUGGGCUCACCGUUCAACUACUUCUCGCGUGCUCGUCCUCUCAACUCGAAGUGUCCGGUUCUGAGGACACUGUCAGUAGAAGAAGUGCUAUUCAAAAUCUACAGUCUCUAUUGGUCAAGAUGAAUGGAUUGAUGUCAAAUCAGGUAUUUUUGGACUCAGUGGCUAGCUUGAUGUCUCCUCUUCGUUCCAACUUAACAACGAAAGCACUUGAGUUACUUUUGGCUAAGCUAGAGAACCUAACUGCCAAAUGUCCUCGCGCAUCCGCUCUUCUUACCUCUGCGUCGACAAAACUCAAGCCUUUGCCAAAUAUGGAGACGUCACUUGAAAGCGGUCUCAUUAAUAUUUUCGAUAAACUUUCCUCAGAUCUGAUCAAUGUCUCCUCCUUCUUUGGCGCCAAUAGAGGACAAGCUAGGCUCAACCAUUUAAAAUUGUUCUGUCUUCAAAAAAUGGCACAGUUAUUGUGUUCUCGACACCCCGAUCGGUUGCUUAAGACGCUGGAUGGCCUUGUUCUGGGUCCAAUUUCUCGCUGGUGGCCUUCUUUUAACGAAACCGUCAUCAACGCUACGCGCAUUGCAGCUUAUGCUGCAGAGUCGCGUUCUAUGGCGUGCCUGUUUAUUUUUGAGUGUCUGGCUCGCCUCCCACUUUCAUUCACGUCGAUUUGCGCCACUUCCGCCUCGGUGACCACGCAACUUCGUAUGAGACACAUUAUUCGCUUUGCUCUAGAUCACUCUGCUACGGCAUGCCACCUUUCUGAGAAACCCGUUGGGAGCACCACAACUCUCUCCGCUGGCAAGUUUCAUUCACGCGAACAGCACUUGCAGGCUGGUGUAACUCUUUUACUGGGCGCUUUCGAAUUUGGCAUGCGAAUGUCAAAGAAUUGCCGAGCGAGUCCUCAAACAAACUCAAUAUUAGAGAGUCUGGGAGAUGAGGAGACGCCCGCUGCCCAGCAUGGCGGGAAUGAGCCAUAUCUGCCCUCUGAAACGCUGAAUGUGUCCCUUUUGUCUUUCAUCUUCCGCACCACCCAUCUCGAUCUUCUGGCUGCCACCGAAGCCAAAGCUGAUCGAUCAACCGUUACACUGAAGCAAUGCACAGCUAUUAUAAGACGUCUCCGAGGCCGAUUUGCUUCACUUCCUGACUCGUUGAAUCUGCUUAAACUAACCUAUGAUUUAUUGAAGGAUGCAGUCCCGGAGACUAAUGCAGUAGGUCUUGCUUCCAUCAUUUUAAGAAGUAUUUAUCCUUCUAAGCCAUUUUUUCGGCAGUGA
Molecule: messenger RNA, 5376 nt
Organism: Hydatigera taeniaeformis
Lineage: Eukaryota; Metazoa; Platyhelminthes; Cestoda; Cyclophyllidea; Taeniidae
Source: the annotation of a GenBank genome assembly